Molecule: messenger RNA, 759 nt
Organism: Oppiella nova
Lineage: Eukaryota; Metazoa; Arthropoda; Arachnida; Sarcoptiformes; Oppiidae
Source: the annotation of a GenBank genome assembly
AUGGAUCCGAUGAGUUCUUCCGAUAGUAAGGACUUCCGGUCAGUGCCUCCACCGGAAAACCUCAACAAAAGGCAGUCCUACUCGAAGUGCAAUGAAAUCUCUUCGGACGGCAAGACAUUUGACUUCAAUUAUGUGAACCGAAGACAAAGAGCGAAGACAGACGACGACUACUUCGACGACGACGACGACCAACAGACAUCCAUUGCCUCAAGAAGUGAGCCAUUGAUGGCUAUGAAGAGCACUGUUCUGUCGAAAGCAGUGAAGACGUCAGAAACAAAAGGCAUUAGAGAUGACAUCGAGAGGGAAGACAUUGAAGAGUCNGAUGCUUCAGUUAUGGAAUUCAGAUUUAAGAGUAACGAAUCCAGUGUCCAUAGAGUUACCCAGGGAUUCAAUUUCCAGAUAUGGAGUGUUCUCUUGAGUUUAGGAAUCCUCACAAAACUUGAAUAUGACUUACGAGAAGAAUUGUCUCAAAUAUUCAAUGCCUGUAUUCAUGUGCGACGAUGUCUUUAUCGCAACGCCGACUCCAUGAAUGAGAACCAAUCACUCAAAUGCAAUGUUUGGGAUGUCUUGCGAUGGAAGAGUUCGCCCAAAGUUUGUGUCAGUAAAUGGAAGCACAAGAACACUGAAUACAACAGCAGACGUGUGGUUGUGGUGAAUGUGUUGUUCGCAAUGCUAGCCAUCACUCAUCUCGCAUAUCUCGGAUCAACAUUUGAUGGCAAAGAGGAGUGUCUCAUGUAUUGGCCGUUUGGAAAGAAUUGA